AUGACGCUGUGCGACGAGUGCGACAACGAAGGCGCUCUGCGUUGCAAUGGUUGCAGCGCGAGUUGCUGUUGCUCCAAAGAGUGCCAAAAGAAGGCAUGGCCACUCCACAGAAUUCUCUGCAAAACUUUCAAAGACUUUCAAGACUGCCCCAAAGCCGAACACUCUGGUGAGAAGUACACUCGAGCUAUCUAUUUCCACCCCGACGAAGACGCCCCACGUUUCAUAUGGCUCAAGACUAAGGAUGAGAUGGGAGAGUACGGGUGUAGCUAUCUUAGCGUUUUUCCUGGUCCACUUGCAGCUAUAAACAAGAUGGAGUCCGAGUCCGGAGAGUUCAUUCAUAUGACAAAUACGCAAAUCCGACACAACUACGCUCUCGCCCGCCUACUUCCAUACACCCUCUUUUUGUCUUCCCGCGAAGACUUUCUUCAUGACGGAUCCACGCACAACAAAGCCAGCGAUAAGAUCGUUGAUCUCAACUCUGUUCACCUGCACGAUUGGAGAGGUCCUAUGAUCGCCUAUGGCACUGACGUCUUCGACGACGUUCCCCACAGUUACAACCCAUCCCACAGUCAAGAUCUCGGCCCCUGCGACCUUCGGAUUCUCGCACACUGGCUCAACACUUACUAUCUCAAGUACGGAAAUCUCCGAACGAUUGAGGACCUACAGCCAGAAUUGAGUAAUGUGGUUGGCGUGCGCAUCAACUGCAAUGGCGACGUCGAUACCGACGGUCGUCCUCGUUACGAGCCCAUAGAGCUUCCUGCCUUCCAUCGUAUCUUUGAACAAACAGCUACCGACGUUUCCAAGCACAUCGCAAUCCCUCUGGUUGUUCAGCGCAUUCCUGGAAGUGUCAAGAAAUGGCAGAAGCAUUCGGAGUCAUCCUCGAGCAAGUUCCCUUGGGUCAACACAGCGGGCACUUUCCUGAAUAUCGGCUGCAAGCCCCAGAGCAAGCGAUCCGGUUUCGACUGGGGGUUUGCACCACCGGAAUGGCAGACAUCCGUUGGCGCUGUCGUCGUCGUGCGCAAAGACAAGAAGAAGCUGCUCCCUGAACAUGUUCACGCGCUUGUCGAAUACCACCAGCAUCAUCUCAUGCGUGUCUUCGGGGAAGAGUCUCAAGGUAUGCACUCCGAUGGGUAG
This is a messenger RNA of Alternaria alternata, 1134 nucleotides long. RefSeq lists its product as hypothetical. The record is from RefSeq and is a predicted model, not a curated record. Lineage: Eukaryota; Fungi; Ascomycota; Dothideomycetes; Pleosporales; Pleosporaceae. The transcript has a single exon. The coding region runs from base 1 to 1134 and encodes 377 amino acids.